Oldenlandia corymbosa var. corymbosa is the source of this 2702-nucleotide messenger RNA. Lineage: Eukaryota; Viridiplantae; Streptophyta; Magnoliopsida; Gentianales; Rubiaceae. The record is from the annotation of a GenBank genome assembly.
AAUAUAUACUUCAAUUAUGCUUUCAAUAUAUAUAUGGAGUUCUCUAAGACUUAAAAAGUUUGAAUUUGAUGGCUAUGAGAGGACCGUUUCAUGUAUCUAUGUGAUUUUUAUUCACAAUUUAUUGAGAUGGGGCUGUUAUACUUGUGAUUUGUGUUAUUGUGUAUCAAUUUCAAGAACUAAAAGGGAUUUUCAGUUAGUUUAUUUUCAAUUAUGCAUGGUAAGUAAGGAAAGAUUCAACCCUUGUUGGAGAGUUUUGUUUCUCAUUGAUCAGGAUUAGUCUAGGUAGUGGUUUUGGACACUGAGUGUGUAUAAUUCAGGAUCCUUUGCAAUGAAUGGUUGUGUAAAGUUUUCUUUUUGCAGUAGGAAAUUUUGAAUAGGAAUGAAGCAGAUGCAGAAGAUUUUCAAAACGUGUUGCUGGAAAAUGAAUGCUUUUGUGUAAAGAUAAAAGCCCGAUAUGAUAUUUGUAGAUUGUCAACUCUUUCUUUUUUAAACGAUAAUGUCUAGUUGAUUUAGCAUGAGAAAUUCUACAUGACGAAACACUUAGAAAGGCCUAUAAGCAUUUGAAACCUCAGUUUCUUUUCUUUGUUACAUAGGAGUUUCAUUCUGAUGUAUUAGAAGUAACUGUAGGUGUUAAGGCCGAGGCAAUCAGAUUGUUUUAAGGAAAUUGAUUCUGUCUUUUGCAAUCAUCAAUCACAUUUUUAUGUCUUUCGACGUUGAUCAGCCAAAUUCAUGAGUAUUUGUUACGUUGUAUCUGUACUUAAUAUGUAUCAUGUGUUGUUUUUGACAGUCCAGUAAAGGACGAGGGUGCUUUGCCAUUUUUGUUGUUGCAGUGACAUCCAGUACUACUUCACACCCAGCACUUGCCAUGGGAAAUUCUUCGUCAAAGAUGUCAUCAGCCAUGUUCUUUUUCCUAGGAGGGAUAGUUCUGCUUGUGAUAGUACUUCUGCUAUUUUUAAUUAUCAAGAAGGUCUUAAGAACAAGGAAAGAUAAAAUGUCUAUACCUACCCAAGUUGUGAUGAGCCCAGGAGGAACUAGCAGAUGGUUCAGUGGACAUCUCCGGACAAUAAGCUAUUUCGACUUUCAGACACUGAAGAAGGCAACGAAAAAUUUUCAUUCUAGUAAUGUGCUAGGAAGAGGUGGAUUUGGACCAGUGUAUUUGGGGAAACUUGAUGAUGGGAGAAUGGUUGCUGUAAAGCAACUGUCUGUGAAUAAAUCCCAGCAAGGGGAAUCAGAAUUUCUCUCUGAGGUUCGGAUGAUUACCAGUAUACAGCAUAAGAACCUUGUCCGCCUCAUUGGAUGCUGUUCAGACGGCGAGCAGAGGCUUCUUGUCUAUGAAUACAUGAAGAAUCGAAGUUUGGACCUCAUUGUUUAUGGUAAAACAGAAACUUAUCUGAACUGGAGCACUCGUUUCCAAAUAAUUAUUGGUGUCGCUCGAGGGCUGCAAUACUUACAUGAGGAUUCACAUGUAAGAAUAGUUCACAGGGACAUCAAAGCCAGUAACAUUCUUCUUAAUGAGAAGUUCCAACCUAGAAUUGGAGAUUUUGGCCUUGCAAGGUUUUUCCCUGAAGAUCAAGCUUAUCUCAGCACUACAUUUGCCGGAACAUUAGGUUAUACAGCACCAGAGUAUGCCUUGAGAGGAGAAUUAUCUGAAAAGGCUGAUAUUUAUAGUUUUGGAGUUCUAGUGCUUGAGAUCAUCAGUUGCAGAAAGAACACUGAUCUUACUUUGCCCUCAGAAAUGCAAUAUCUCCCAGAAUAUGCUUGGAAGUUAUAUGAGAAGUCCAGACUGAUUGAUCUGUUAGACCCGAGAUUGUGCAAGGAGGGCGUUGUGGAGAAAGACGUCUUGACAGUACUUCAUGUUGCGCUUUUAUGCAUCCAACCACAUGGAAGUCUGAGGCCGCCAAUGUCCGCAGUGGUUGCAUUGUUAACACACAAAUCUGAAUCGAAUGGGGCGCCAGUGAGGCCGGCAUUCUUGGGACGAAAGCGAAGGCCUGAUGAGGUACCUUCGCGGGAGACAGUCUCAGAGGUUUUAUCCUCACCGCCAAGGAGUGAUUCUGCUUCCUUUUAUCAACAAUCACUCUCAGUUCUGCCUUCUCCUCAGAGGAGCUCUUCUGCUUCCUUUAAUAAGCAGCAUUCAAUCCCGGCUUUGCCUUCUCCACAAUGGAGUGAUUCUGCCACCUUUUACCGGCAACAAACACCGGUUUUGCCAUCUCCGAAGAGGACUAAUUCUGCUUCCUUUUACCAACAAGCAGCCAUCCCAAUCCCAGUUUUGCCUUCUCCUCAAAGGAGUCAUGAUUCCUCUUCCUUUGCCAGAAUGUGAAGCCCCUUUCGCGCUUUCUGCCAACAAAUGAUUGCACUUCCUUCUCUUAAACAUACUAUUCAAAUUCCCAAGAGGACCAAUUCUGCGAUCGCAGGACAAGUAAACGUAGCUGAAGAGCAAGAACUGAGAUCAUUUUGUUAGCAUUGUAAAAAGUUUGUAUUACUUUCUACAUUCUUUUUCUUUUUUUGGUUCUCUUACAACUCUUUGUUUGUACAGAAAUGAGGCUUGUAGGAUUGCAAGAGUGCGGUUUGCCCAACAUUUGGCUGGUUGAUUUUCUUCUUCCCACCAGAAAAUUGGAGGAAGAUAUAGGGAAAAUAAAACCAUCCCAGCAAAUUCUUGGGUGUUUCCUUGAUUAUACAAGCAACAUAAAAGCUCUACAUCAGGG